Molecule: messenger RNA, 3513 nt
Organism: Trichoderma asperellum CBS 433.97
Lineage: Eukaryota; Fungi; Ascomycota; Sordariomycetes; Hypocreales; Hypocreaceae
Source: RefSeq, a predicted model, not a curated record
AUGCACGGCUCACGCCGCGUUGCGACCUUACAGCCGGGUGACUACGAUCACGAGAUUACAAUCUUGGACGAUGAGGCCGAAGAAGGAUCACAACGAGCUGCAAGCUCUGAAGGCAGAGCGCUCAUUGCCUCGAAUACCGCUUCACGCCUGCUAUCUGACCAGGAAGCAGAGACAGAGGAUGACCAGGAGCGGCCUUCGCACCGUGGCGAGAGACACGGCCAGGACGACACGCAUCUGCAGCCAAGCAGUGCGUUGAAGGCGAAAAACGCCGAAACUCAUAUUUACCAGCUCCCUACUGCGGAGACGACCAGCGAUUUACGUCCUUCAGUUUCCGGCGAAGGACCCUCAAUCGAAAUCCGAGACAAGCGGGAGACGGCUAUAGAUAUUCUAUACGAGAAUGAAAGAGGCGGAUUUUUAUGUUGUGGCGUCGGCUUGUUUUCUGCCGCAGCUCUCGGCGGGCUUGACCCCACCCCUUGGACCAAUGCUUACCACAAUCCAUCUCCCACUGAUAUUCAUACUGCGCAGGUUCCCGACCCGUCGUGGGAGUGGGUAUGGCCUGAAUGGCGGAUCAAUGAGCAAGACGGCUUGGAUGAAGGUGGCUGGGAAUAUUCUUUUGCCUUUCAAAAGGCAUUCUCAUGGCACGGACCAAAGUGGUGGAACUCGUUUGUCAGACGGCGUGCAUGGAUUCGGAAGAGGGCGAAGAAGCGGCCUGAAGAAGCAGCAAUUGGAUCGAAUCCUCUUGCCAGUUUCGACUAUUUCCACACUGGGCUACCAUCCGUCCUAAGCCCGCAAGGUAGCCGGGUCGGCAGCAGAGCUCCAAGCAGGGCUCCGAGCCGAUUUAGUACGACGCAGGCAUCGUCUGUUGAACCAGAGCAAAAUCGACCCGAUAUCGAGGAUAUACACAUGCUUCUUCAUAUCCUCCGCACUGCCAGGAUUGACCGAGAGAGGCGAGAAGCUGUCGAAAACUAUAUCGAGCAUGCGAUAGACUUGUCAGAACUACAGCAUGAGAUGCAUGAAAUCAUGUGUCUGUUCAUAUUCCAACAAUCACGCAGGCAGCUGCUAUCAUAUUUAAUGCAUAAACACGAAGAGACGGCAAAAGCAUGGGAGGAAGACAAGAGUCUAGAAUUGAAGGUUCGCAAAGAGGCCCUUGACGCCGCCGUGAGGCAUGCUGAAGAAGAGGUCUGCAAGCUGGCUUACUGGAGCGAUGUGAAGCAGAUGGCUGAGAGCGGAGAAUUGCGCGACGUUGUAAAUGCAUAUACCCUUUUUGUGUUGGAGGAGUUGAAUUAUGAGACAAGAUAUCUGACUCUUAAUAAAGAGCCUCUUGUAUUUUCGUUCAACCGAGCUGAGACGAUAUUACCUGCUUCAGAAAAUCCGUCCUCGAAAGCGGCACGCCCCAACAAUGCACGAAAUCGCAUGUUUAGGGAGACUUUUCGAGAAAAGAGUGCGGCACAGUCAACAGAUGUACAACGGAAGCUCGCUUCGCCGUAUGUCCCUACGGUGAGGGGCUAUCCGCUGGCACAUGCAGCGGAAGAGAGCAAAGUGCAUGCGUUGCAGGUGGCGAAGGUGCAGGUGGCGUUUGAUAUGAUAUGGCGGGAUUUCGGCCAGGAGAUGCCGGACUGGUCUGAGACGUUUAACCUGCUGAAGAGAAUGAUGACAAAGAGGAGCGAGCCGUUGAGCAUGGCGGCGAUGAGGAUUGUUCUGCCCAAGUCGUGGGAGCUGGAGCUGGACAACAAGAAGGUUGAGUUUGUGGAUUCGACGACGGGGCUGCUCGCAAAGCUACGGGUUUCUUCGGAUCAUCAGAACCCUUCGGCGAUCAUUCUACGUGGAAAGAGCUCAGUGUUGGCCAGUGCGGCGGAGGAAUUGGUAGCCGCGUGCAAGGACGUUGAAGUAUAUAAGCUUGGAGAAGUUGCGGCAUUUGGCUACGAGGUGAAGCGUCUUUGGCCCGCAAUUGAGGAUGCCGUGGAUGGUGGCACGUUUAUUCCGGAGGACAAACUCGACAACAUCUGGGUGCAUCAAGAGCAUCAGACGCAUUGGAUCGAGUCGCCGUAUGAGCAGACUCCCAAGCCGGAGCAGUGGACGAUUGAGAAUCUCGAAUCAUACAUCACAACGCUUGUUUGCGGCCGGCUGCGUCCGCAUCUUGCACUACGCUACUACGUAAAACCCGAAAAGGACGGCAAGUUUGUCGACACGGAUGGCAUUAGAAUUCGCAUGAUCAUGGAUGCCCUCACGGACCCCGAGGCAAAAGCCUGCAUUACACCGUCGAUGCUGAAGAUGGCCAUGUCAUUCAUGGCUCAUAAAGGAGGCCAUCGGGCAGAUGCAGACCGACUGCUAGCCCUGGCAGAAGAAUGGGGUAUCCCUCUGGAUACAGAGGUUUUCAACAUCAUGCUCGAAGGUUACGUCACUAAACGCGACGUUGGCUUCUUCCACUGGCUGCUUCGAAAGAUGGAACAGCGAUACUUUCACCCCAAUGCGCGGACGUGGCUACUAUUCCUCGAGCUUGUCGAAAAGGAGACUGAAAGAAGACAAAUCAUCGUGGCCAUGUACGACUUGGGUUUAUUCAAGGAUCCCGCCACACGCAGGGGAAUCGCGCGGAUCAUGGCCGCCCAUGACGCCUACGUUGCUUUUAAAUCAGGAAAAAGGCUCCCUAUCUUCAUGGCGGAGCAGAAGUCGCGGUAUGGUGAUGACUGGUUUACGGCAGAUGCUAUAAAGAGCAUAUUAACAGAGUUCUUCCGGUUUCACGAGCGGAACAAUCGUCGCUAUGACGAGUUUAAGAGCCUCAUCGAAAUGCAGUCUGAAGAUGGCCGCAAGGUCGGCGUCGACACCAUUAACUUGGUUCUAGAAACAUGCCUGUUCUACAAGGACUGGGAUACCGCCAUUUGGGCGCUUACCAAGUUGAAGGAGUCCGGGUAUGAGGCAGACGCGACGACGUAUCAGUAUAUUAUUCGGCUGGCUAUCAGGCUUCAGCUGCCGCACGCCCUUGGUGUUGCUGUCUUUUACGGGGCGCUGGAGUAUAAACUACAGUAUCUUACGAGAAUCAUUCUGCGCCGUCAUCUGGCAAAUCAUGUCAAAGAUACAUUCUGGCUGCAGCACAAGCCCAAGAUGCUUUCCAAAGAGAUGGGCCGCCUCCUCCAGGACAACCGGAACAGAGGGAUAUCCAGGAUGCUGUCCCGCGUGGAAUGGGCCAUCAACCAAGUCUGUGAGGGAUAUAAGCCCGCGAAGCCCCUCGUAGAAAUGCUCGAUCUGGCUCAGCGGACCAAAGAUAGGCCGCUGCUGCUGCGGCAUAGAUAUCCCAAGGACUUCCAAUACGAGGGCGCUGAUGCCCCCAGUGAUGAUUUGGCGAUUAAGAUGGUCGGGAGUGGGACGGCGGAUAAGAAAGCGAUGUAUGUGCAUUUGAACUGGCAUUUUGAUCCAAAGACAAUGGUGAAAGGCUGGAAUGAAGAGAAGGCGAAGAAGUCUCAGGAAUGGUUUGAUCGAAAUAAAAGGAUACCGGGUGACUUGAAAAGGAGUUCUUGA